Molecule: messenger RNA, 1810 nt
Organism: Pezoporus flaviventris
Lineage: Eukaryota; Metazoa; Chordata; Aves; Psittaciformes; Psittacidae
Product: CXXC-type zinc finger protein 1-like
Biological process (GO): positive regulation of DNA-templated transcription
Cellular component (GO): Set1C/COMPASS complex
Molecular function (GO): DNA binding; zinc ion binding
Source: RefSeq, a predicted model, not a curated record
CCCUCCGGAAGCGGAAGCGGGCAGCGCUUCCUCCUUCCGGCUUAUGGCGGAGCGCGGUGGGGCCGAGCGGCGAUGGACAGCGAGUUCUCGGACGCGGAAGCGGGGCCGGGGGGGGAGGAGAACGCGCCCGUUUAUUGCGUGUGCCGCAAACCGGACAUCAACUGCUUCAUGAUAGGAUGCGACAACUGCAACGAGUGGUUCCAUGGCGACUGCAUCAACAUCACCGAGAAGAUGGCCAAGGCCAUCCGGGAGUGGUACUGCCUCCAGUGCCGCGAGAAGGAUCCCAGCCUGGAGAUCCGCUACCGGCACAAGAAGUGGAGGGAGAAGGAGCGCGAGCACGAGAGCUCCAAAGCCCAGGAGCUGGCGCUGGAGCAGGGCCGAGCGGCCAAGAUCAAGCGCUCGGCGCGGAUGUGUGGGGAGUGCGAGGCGUGCCGGCGCCCCGAGGACUGCGGGCAGUGCGACUUCUGCCGCGACAUGAAGAAGUUCGGGGGCCCCAACAAGAUCCGCCAGAAGUGCCGCCUGCGGCAGUGCCAGCUGCGCGCCCGCGAGUCCUACAAGUACUUCCCCACCUCGCUGUCCCGGGGGCGCGAGGGGGAGCUGGAGCUGCUGAAGGAGCAGCUGGGGGCCACGGGGCCCCCCGAGAGCCUCUCGGACGAGGAACUGCCGCUGGACCCCCGCCUCUACCAGGAGCUCUGCGCCGGAGCCUUCGAUGAGCACGGCCUGCCAUGGCUCAGUGACGCCGAGGACGCCCCUUUCCUCGACCCCGUCCUGCGGAAGCGCGCCGUCAAAGUCAAACACGUCAAGCGCCGGGAGAAGAAGUCGGACAAGAAGAAGGAGGAGCGCUACAAGCGGCACCGGCAGAAGCCGCGGCACCGCGAGCGCAGCCGGCACCCGGAGCGCGCCGACACGCGGGACCCGGCGGGGCUGGGGCAGUGCCUGGGCCCCGGCUGCACCCGCCCGGCCCGGCCGCCCUCCAAGUACUGCAGCGAGGCCUGCGGGGUCAAACUGGCCGCCAACCGCAUCUACGAGAUCCUGCCGCAGCGCAUCCAGCAGUGGCAGCAGAGCCCGUGCGUGGCGGAGGAGCACGGGAAGCGGCUGCUGGAGCGCAUCCGGCGGGAGCAGCACCAGGCGCGCCUGCGCCUGCAGGACAUGGAGCGGCGCUUCCACGAGCUCGAGGCGCUCAUCGCCCGCGCCAAGGGGCACCCGGCACGGCACGACGAGGAGAGCACGGAGGGGGACAGCGAGGACACGGAGCUGCAGAUCUUCUGCGUCUCCUGCGGCCACCCCAUCAACCCCAAGGUGGCGCUGCGGCACAUGGAGCGCUGCUACGCCAAGUACGAGAGCCAAACGUCCUUUGGGUCCAUGUACCCCACACGCAUCGAGGGGGCCACCCGCCUCUUCUGUGAUGUCUACAACCCCCAAAGCAAGACCUAUUGCAAGCGCCUGCAGGUGCUGUGCCCUGAGCACUCGAGGGACCCCAAGGUCCCCGCGGACGAGGUGUGCGGGUGCCCGCUGGUCCGGGACGUGUUCGAGCUCACGGGCGAGUUCUGCCGCGCCCCCAAGCGGCGCUGCCACCGCCAUUACUGCUGGGAGAAGCUGCGGCGCGCGGAGGUGGACCUGGAGCGCGUGCGCGUGUGGUACAAGCUGGACGAGCUCUUCGAGCAGGAGCGCAACGUGCCGGCCAUGACGAACCGGGCGGGGCUGCUGGCGCUGAUGCUGCACCAAACCAUCCAGCACGACCCCCACACCACCGACCUGCGCUCCCAGCGCUGACCCACGGCACCCCAUAGCGACCCAUAGCGACCCAUAG